AUGAAGUUCACCUUAUCUUUAAUUUUUCCUAUUGUUAUGACCGCUGUGUCAGUUACGGCGAUUCCUGCUGACAAGCGUGGCCCGGAGGCUGUAGCUGAAGCCGAUCCUCACUAUGAUCAUUACUAUAAACAUUAUGGUUAUUAUAAGCGUGAUCCGGAAGCCGACCCUGACUAUGGAUAUUACCAUAAAAGUCAUGAUUACUAUAAGUCGUCUUAUUAUAAGCGUGAUCCGGAAGCCAGCCCUGAACCCAAUGCUGAUGCGGAAGCCGAUCCCAACUACUAUUCUUAUUAUAAGCACAAGCAUUAUUACAAACUGACUAUAGUAAAAGUAAAUCUGAUUAUGAUACCACCAAGUCUUAUGAUACCACCAAGUCUUAUGAUACCAAGACUUAUGAUACCAAGUCCUAUGAUACCAAGUCCUAUGAUACCAAGUCCUAUGACAAGUCCUACGAUACCACCAAGUCAUCCUACGAUACCAAGUCCUAUGACAAGUCCUACGAUACCACCAAGUCAUCCUACGAUACCACCAAAUCUGAUGAUAAAUAUAGUAAAUCUUAUAGUUCUUAUGACGAUAAAAGCAGAAAAUCAACCUAAUUUCGAAAAUCUUACACGAGCUUUACAAACUGUCAUUCAAGAAAUUUCAUUAAUGCCAAAUAUUUUAAAUGUGGACGUUGCGCGACAGCUAGCACAAAUCAAUACGACUCUUCAAAGUAUGAAUAACACUGUCUUAACUCUGCAAACAAAGAUGUCUACUAUGGAAACAAAGAUGUCUACUAUGGAAACAAAGAUGUCUACCAUGGAAACCAAAAUGACAACCGUUGAUAGAAAAAUAUCCACUAUAGAAACUAAAAUGUCAACCGUUGAAAGAAGAAUGUCUACUAUGGAGAGUUCCAUGAACAACAUGCAAACAGCAAUUACAAAUAUUCAUACGGGUCUCCAAAACAUGGACAAGAGGACUCUCGCAAGAAUCUUUAACUCUCGUGUCAGCCACCCAAGUUUAAACUUGGAAAUUGUCUCUGAUUUCAAUGGAAACGUUCCACAAAAUUAUCCUGAAUCUGUUGAUGCACUUCGCGCUCUGACAGGAGCUCAAUUGAACCAUCUCCUAAACUUUUAUGGCUUGUCAACAAAUGGAUCGGUUGAAGAACAACGUAAACGUUUUGCAAGCAAUUUGGGAAUUCAGCUAUUAUAA
Molecule: messenger RNA, 1188 nt
Organism: Dentiscutata erythropus
Lineage: Eukaryota; Fungi; Glomeromycota; Glomeromycetes; Diversisporales; Gigasporaceae
Source: the annotation of a GenBank genome assembly